Molecule: messenger RNA, 1271 nt
Organism: Drosophila ficusphila
Lineage: Eukaryota; Metazoa; Arthropoda; Insecta; Diptera; Drosophilidae
Product: fumarylacetoacetate hydrolase domain-containing protein 2A
Exons: 1
Coding region: 170-1177 (335 amino acids)
Molecular function (GO): hydro-lyase activity
Source: RefSeq, a predicted model, not a curated record
CUUCAUUUAUAAUUUAUUUGUAGUUCAGUCACACUUAAUUGUUUUAUACAAGAAGUUUAUAAAAGGCUUAUUUUUCAUUCAAGUAGACGCAAGCUCAAAAUUAUUAAACUUUAGUUAAGAGAACGUGGAUUUUCCAAAUUAUACCAAUACCUUUCUAGGAAACGCGAAUAUGAUGCACAUCCUUCGAACUUACUUCCCCAAAUGGUGUCGCCCACGAGCAGAUCGUCAUUCGCAAUUUAACAUUUUGCGGCAUCUGCAGACGAACAAUCCAAAUACCGCAUUGGAGGCCACUAAGCAGAGUGAGCAAGUACUUCCAAAAUGCAGAUUUAUGCAGUAUCGCCGGGAAAAUGAGCAUAUCAAGAGAUUGGGAAUGGUUUCCGAGGAUGGCAGCAAGAUGGUGGAGCUAUCGAGUCUCACCUGUGCCGCUCCCAACAUGAUGGACUUCAUCAACCAGAGAUAUUGUAUGGACAGUCUGCUGGACAGUGUGCACUUUAUGAAUGUCGAGGAAGUGGAUGAUGUGAAUCUCCACCUCCUGCCGCCCAUCGAUUCGCCGGGAAAGAUCAUCGGCGUCGAUUGCAACUAUAGGGAUAGCUGUGACGAACAGCACAUCUCCAUUCCAAAGAAACCCAGCUUUCAUGUCAAGUUCGCCACAUCGAUCACUGGGGCUCUGGAUAACAUAAAGGCUCACAGUUCGGUAAAACGCAUCGAUUAUGGUUGCCAAUUGGCCGUGGUCAUGGGCAAAAAGUGCCGGGAAGUCUCCCCCAAGGAGGCACUGAAUCACGUCUUCGGAUUCAUGGUGGUUCAGGACAUUGUUGCCCGGGAUUGGAAUACCCUGUUUGGUGGUCACUCGAUGGACACUUUCUUGCCUUUGGGUCCUACGAUUGUGCAUAGGUGCCAUGUGCCUGACAUAAACAAUUUGUGGAUCAAGACGAUCGUCAACGGGGAGGAACGCCAGACGGGAAACACUAGAAAUAUGAUAUUCAAGGUCGACUUCCUCAUCCACCGCCUGUCCCAAUACCUAACUCUCUGUCCGGGCGAUAUUAUACUCACGGGAACGCCUGCCGGAGUGGGUGCCUAUCGCCAACCGUCGAGCUUUUUGAAGCCCGGCGAUCUCAUCGAGAGCGAAAUUCAAAAUUUAGGCAAACUGUGCAAUAAUGUCGUAAAUCCUUAUUCCUAACUAAUGUAGUUUUCUUAAAACGUAUUUCAUAUUAAUUAAAGGAAUCUCGAUAUCUUGAAUAUACUUAAAAAAUUCGAGAAAUAUUAACAUUAAA